AUGGAGAAUGAAAUCGACGAACUGUUUCUUGGCUCUAAGAAUGAUGCAAUCGACAAAGAUAAAAUCACGAACCUGGAUGCAUGCAUGAACGAAAUGCCAAUGCUGUAUCCAAAUCUCAGGCAUGUUGAUGAGAAGUGCAAGAUGAUAUAUUCAAGUCUUGAGCUGUACACAAUCAAGCUAGAGUCGCUUUCAAACGAGUUGAAGGAGAUCGAGGACGAAAAUAUGAAGCUAGAAAACGAAAUUCUAUACCAAACACAGAUAUACGAGCAUCUAAAAGAAUUGCUAUACAGCGUAGAGAUAAAGGAAGAGCAUUUCAUAGCACUUGAAGCGGAGUCUUUUGACAGCAUCGAUGGAAUCUGUAAAAUUGAGCGAGCAUUGGAUGCAUUGAAUGAGCUUGAUGUUGAAAAAUACACCAUUAGGAUAGUACGCGAAAAGAAAGAGCGGAUAAAUGAUGCACUUCGAAAGUUUUACAAGCGGUUUGUAGCAUACAUGGGAAAGUUCAUGGCGGGCAACGAACAUGCUCACCAGCUGAAGGUUCACAAGGGCUUGUACGGCAUAAUAAAAAGGUUCAAGAAGAUAAUUGAAUAUUCACGUGAUCAAAAAGAUUACUAUGUAGUAGUAUGCUCGAUGUAUAUGGCACAUUCGAGAAAACUGUAUGAGCGAGAAGUGGAUGCACACAUGAAGACUGUGUUCCGAUUGAUCAAGGACAGUCCAACUCAGGAGAAGGUCAGCGAUACGCUUCAGACGUUUGUAGACUCAUAUAGAAGUAUCAUCCAAUGUGAGAUGCGCUUCAUUGAGAGCAUGGGACUUGAGGGAGAUGCCUCUGCAAUAUUCAAUGAUGUAUGGGUGAUUGUGGAAGAGUUUGUUGAGAAUGUGUAUGAGCUUCUGAGUAUUGAGACACUGAAUGGACUAGGACUAUGCUGGAGAGAAGUGGAUGAAGUGGAGGAAAGCGUAUAUUUUUGCUUCCAGAAGGAUCUUAGAAAGAUGUAUGAGAGAAUGGAGGAAGAGUAUCUGUGCAAGGAGGUGCAGAGAGGAGAUCUACGAGUUGAGAAACUUGAAAGGAUUCUGCGUAGCUCAAGUAAUACAGAACUGAGGAUUAAGGCUGCAGUAUUGGGAAUGAGCAGGAUAUUGGAAAAGAGCAGCUCUAAGGGACUUGACGAAGCAAUCAGGAAGUGGAAGAUUGUUACCAAGGUGCAGGUGGCAUGCGGAGUUGAUGUGAGUGAGAUAAACAAAGCAGAGCAGAAAGUAAGGACAGAGUUUGAGAGGUAUUGCAUGGACUUUAUACUUGGAGAAGGGAAUGCAGUGAGUAAUACAAAAAAGGUUGUGGCUGCAGUAGGCGAAGACAAAGUGUUUAAAGCAAAGAUGGUAAAGAUGAUGCAGGAAAUGAUGUCUUCCAGAAAUGCAGAAGGAGGGCUUAGAGAACCUGCUGAGGUUAUUGAAUACCUGAGCAAUGCAUAA
Ordospora colligata OC4 is the source of this 1458-nucleotide messenger RNA. RefSeq lists its product as uncharacterized. Bases 1 to 1458 code for a protein of 485 amino acids. The transcript has a single exon. NCBI's taxonomy places the organism in Eukaryota, Fungi, Microsporidia, Ordosporidae. Gene Ontology annotation, cellular component: plasma membrane; exocyst. The record is from RefSeq and is a predicted model, not a curated record. Gene Ontology annotation, biological process: exocytosis; Golgi to plasma membrane transport. Gene Ontology annotation, molecular function: phosphatidylinositol-4,5-bisphosphate binding.